CACCAGAAAAAAGCCACCCUAAACCCACCCUCAACCCGCCGCUGGAGCAGCCUCCUUCUCCCUCUUCAUUCCAUUCGUGCAAUCACCGGAGCUCCAAAGUUUUCAACUUUCUGUAUAUUUUUGUUCGUUCUUCUCCGCCCAAAAAACCCUUUUCUUCUUCUUCUUCUUCUUCUUCUUCUUCUUCUGCAUUAGUUUCCAGCAGAUUUACAGAUAAGAAGAGAAAGGAGUCUGAGGAGUAGGAAAGUCGGGUACUUGAGAUAAUUGGGAACCGGGUUCGAUACAACCCGAAACGAUCACGGCUUUCUAAUCUGCACACAGAGUCAGUGAAAAAGAUGGGAACGAAGGACAAGAAGAAGACCCAUAAGAACAAGAAGGUUGCCCAGCCAACUUUGGAGCUUGUUGAAAAGGAUAAAAAAUUAGGAUCUGCCGAGAUUAGAAAGAGAAAAAGGGCAAAGGAAAGCGAUGCUGAUUCUCGAAGGUUGUUCAAGUCUUUAUUGAAGUAGACAAUUCAGCCAAACCAGCCAAAGAUAAGAAAAAGGCAAAACUAACGAAUAAAAGGAAAAUAAAGAAUGCGAAGAACUAUGAAGCUAUGGAAGGCAAGAAUGAUUAUCCAAAUACGGACACUGAUGACAAUUUUUAUGAAAUAAAUGAUGAUGGAGUUGCGGAUCAGAGCCCAUUUGAAACUCAGGAAGAGAUUGAAAUUGGUGAAGUGCUCACUAAGGCUGGUAAGUCAAAGAAAGCUAAGAAAAAGAAAAAGAAGGAUCGUAAUUCGUUAGAGUUGGUGAAGUCACCUGAAAAGGAAGUAGAAGCUGGUCAGGAGAACAGCUCAAAAGGGAUAUCAGGUGUACCCAAGAAGGCUUCAAGAAAGAAAAAGAAGGAUCUUGAUUCGUCAAAUUCUAAGAAGACACUGGAAAGGGAAGUAGAAGCCGAUCAGGCUGAUGUUUUCCUUAUUUCUUCUGGGGAUGAGGACUCUGCGAAAGGAAUGAAAAAAUGGAUUAUGGAAUACCAUCAAAGUAGACCUGGGUUAAAGGUACUGCAGCAAAGAAUUGAUCAGUUUAUGGUUGAACAUGAUGAAAAACUGGAACAGGAAAAGAAAGAGAAAGAAGCCCGUGCUGCAGAUGGAGGAUGGACAGUUGUCGUACAUCAUAAAGGAAGGAAGAAGACCACGGAUACUGAGAGUGGAAUUACAGUAGGAUCUGUUGCCCAGGCUGCUUUGGAGGACAAGGUGGCCAAGAAGAAGCGCACAGAAGUUGCUGGGCUAGAUUUUUACCGGUUCCAAAGGAAAGAAGCUCAGAGAAACGAAAUUAUGAUGCUCCAGAGCAAAUUUGAGCAAGAUAAAAAGCGGAUACAGCAGUUAAGAGCGGCUAGGAAGUUUCGACCUUACUGAACGCCUGAAAGUUUGUACGAAGAAAAGCCAGGAAUCUAUUGUUCUUAUUCAUAAUGUUGAGACAUGAGUAGUAGUAGGCAUGUUGCGUAACAGUUUUGCACCCUGUAUUUAUUUUUCCGCUUGUUUCAUCAAACGUAAUUGAUAUCCAUGGCGAUUCUUUUUCUACCAGAGAA
Messenger RNA from Pyrus x bretschneideri (Chinese white pear), 1560 nucleotides. Its product is annotated as ribosomal RNA-processing protein 7 homolog A. The transcript is spliced from 9 exons. NCBI's taxonomy places the organism in Eukaryota, Viridiplantae, Streptophyta, Magnoliopsida, Rosales, Rosaceae. Gene Ontology annotation, biological process: ribosomal small subunit assembly; rRNA processing. The coding region runs from base 590 to 1387 and encodes 265 amino acids. Gene Ontology annotation, cellular component: UTP-C complex; CURI complex. The record is from RefSeq and is a predicted model, not a curated record.